AUGAGUCAUCCUUUCACCUACAAGAGCAAGUUUGAGACACUUCAUCAUGAGGCUGAGCAGUUGAUGAACAAAAGACUCAAGUUGCAGCAAUCCGUUGAUGAGGCUAAAAGAAAAGGGGAAGAGAUAUACGAAAGUGUCGACAAGUGGCUGAUCGAAGCGGGCAAAGCUAUUGAAGAAGCUGAUGAAUUUAUCCAAGGCGAAGAACAAGCGAAAAAGAGGUGUUUCGUUGGAUUAUGUCCUGAUUUGAAGACGCGCUACCUUCUUAGCAAGAAAGCAGAGAAGAAAGCGUUGGCAAUUGAUAAGCUUGUGAAUGAAGGCGACCAUGAUCCGAUUUCCUUUCGUCCCCGUAUACUGCAGAUAGUUGCCUCAUCAGUAUAUCAUCGUGAGGCCUUGAAUUCAAGAGUUUUGUUCUUGAAGCAAGUUAUGGAUGCUCUGAGAGAUCCUAAUCUUAACAAGAUUGGAGUUCAUGGAAUGGGAGGUGUGGGGAAGACCACCCUAGCAAAAGAGGUCCACAGGCAAGCUCUAGAAGAGAAGCUAUUCGACGAGGUGGUUAUGGUUGCAGUGAAUCAAACACCAGAACUCCGAAGAAUUCAAUCGGAGGUAGCUGAUGUCCUGGGCCUGACAUUUGAUGUGGAGGGAAUACCUGGAAGAGCUAAUCGACUAUAUGAGAGGCUGAAGAAAGAGAAGAAGGUACUUAUAAUUCUAGAUGAUAUUUGGAAACAACUUGAUUUAAAAGCAGUAGGAAUUCCCAUCGGGGAUGACUGCAAAGGAUGCAAAAUACUGCUAACCUCAAGGGACAAACAUGUACUGUCUCAGAUGGGCACACAAGUUGUUUUCCACCUUGACGUUCUACAGGACGAAGAGGCGUGGAGUCUGUUUGAAAUGACUCUGGCAGAUGCUAAAGAUUCAGAAUUGCCUCCCAUAGCCACGGAAGUUGCUAAAAAAUGUGCAGGAUUGCCUCUUCUAUUACUCACAGUGGCGACAGACUUGCGAAAUAGAGAGUCAUACGCAUGGAAUGAUAAGCUGAAGCAGCUAUCUGUGUUUGACAAUGAAGAAAUAUAUGCAAAAGUACACUCGGUUCUGGAGUCAAGCUACAAUGAUUUGCCUGGUAAUGAAGUCAAGUCGUUUUUCUUACUUUGUGGUCUGUUAGGACUAUCUAAUAUUCCAAUCCGGUCCUUGCUGAAAUACGUCAUGGGUCUAAGUUUAUUCAAGCACAUUUCUACUGUCAAAGAAGCAAGAAACAAAGUUUAUACUUUGAUUGAUACCCUCAAAGCAAAAUGCUUAUUGAUAGAUGGUGAUAAGUAUGGAUUUGUGAAAAUGCAUGAUGUUGUUCGAGACACUGCUUUAUUGAUUGCAUCUAGAGAGCAACAUGCGUUUAUAGGUACAAGAAGCGGCAGUGAGUUGAUGAAAUGGCCAAACAAGGAUUCCGCCAGAAUUUCUCUGCCUUAUUGUGAUAUUGAAGAUCUCCCUGAAGGGUGGGAGUGCCCAAAAGCAGAGCUACUAUUACUUUUCACUGAAGUUCUUUCUUUGGGAAUCCCAGACCUAUUUUUCAAGGGGAUUAGAAACCUCGAAGUAGUGGAUUUUACUGGGAUGCAUUUUGUGUCCCUUCCUUCUUCACUUGCUUUCCUAUCCAACAUUCAUACCCUUUGCUUGCAUCGAUGCCAACUGGAUGACAUAGCUAUCAUCGGAGACUUGAAGCAACUACGAGUCCUUAGUUUUGCAAACUCCUACAUUGUUGAGUUGCCCAGACAAAUAGAGGAACUGACUCGACUAAAAUUGUUAGAUGUGAGCGAUUGUUCCAAACUCAAAAUGAUUCCUGCAAGUGCCUUAUCAAAGCUGUCCCUGCUAGAAGCACUGUAUAUGAGUAACAGCUUUGAUCAGUGGGAGGCCGAUGGGAUUAGAAAUCAAGGCAAUGCAAGCCUUGCUGAGUUGGAAUACUUGUCUCACUUGAUGACUUUGGAAAUACAGAUACUGGAUGCCAAGAUAUUACCAAAACGCCUAUUUUCUAAUGGGUUGCAAAGCUAUAGAAUACUCAUAGGGGAUGGAUGGGACUGGAAUGGGAAUUAUGAAACCUCCAGAAUGCUGAAACUUAAGCUCAAGACAAGCAUUCAUUCAGAGUAUGGGGUCAAAGUGUUGUUGAGGGAGACUGAAGAUUUAUAUUUAGAUGAAGUGAGAGGGGCUGAGAAUGUGUUGUAUGAUAUUGAUGGGGACGGCUUUCCGCAAUUGAAGCAUCUCCAUGUCCAGAACAAUACCGUCAUUCAACAUAUCAUCAAUUCGACAAAGUGGGCUGCAUGUGAUGCCUUUCCCAUUCUAGAGUCCUUAAUUUUGGAAAAUUUAAUGAAUCUGGAGAAGAUUUGUCAUGGUCAACUCGCUGCAGGAUCUUUUAAUAAAUUAGGAAUUUUAAAAGUAUGGAAUUGCGACAGAUUGACGAAUCUCUUCUCAUUAUCUACUGCCAGAUGUCUUUUGCAGCUACGAGUAAUGGAAGUGCGCUUUUGUCCCAACAUGGAAGCUAUUGUUGUAGAUGAUGAAGACAGCAAUGAAGAAGUGGUUGAGUUCAAUCAGUUACGCUCCUUGACGCUGGAUGGUCUACCACAUCUUAGAAGCUUUCGCAGCAAAAUGAAGAAGGCGCCUCCAGGAAUUGAAUCGAGACACAAGCAAAUAUUGACUGCUGAUGAGCCAGCAUUUGAGGAAUUUGUGUCAGAGGAAUCAUCACUUUUCAACAGAAUGGUUUCUUUCCCCAACUUGGAGGUUCUUCUACUAGUCUCAGUUACUUGUGAAAAGAUAUGGCACGACCAACUUUCCGCAACUUAUUCAAACUUAAAAAGCUUGACUGUGACGAGAUGCGACAAUUUGAAGUAUUUAUUUUCAACUUCAAUUGUUAAAAGUCUUUUGCAGCUCAAAACACUUCGUAUUGAGGAUUGUAGUUCCUUGGAAGAGAUAAUACUGACAGAGGAAAUUAUAGAAGAAGAAGAUGAGAGGGUGAAUAAGAUAAUCUUCCCUAAAUUGGAUGCGCUGAAGCUUUGGCGUCUUCCAUACUUGAUUAGAUUCUGCAGUGGCUAUCAAAUUGAAUUUCAAUCUCUUAGAGACUUGGACAUAUUGGGAUGCGGUGCAUUGAUGUGUUUGGUCCCCAGUGUUCCACAUACAGACAUGAUGGCAAAACAAGUUUACACAGAGACGAACCACAAUACUGAAAUCCAAUCUCUCUUCAAUGAAAUGGUUGCUUUCUCUAACUUGGAGAAUUUGAAUCUCCGGGAAAUGAAUGACAUGAAAAGUGUAUGGCACAGCCAAUUUGCGGCUGAUUCCUUCUGUAAACUAAAAUCAUUGAAAAUUUCUUAUUGCUCGAAAUUGAUGACUGUUUUUCCAUCAAAUGUCUUAGAAAGAUUCCAAAGAUUAGAGGAGUUGAAUGUACGAUAUUGUAAUUCUUUGCAAGAGAUAUAUCAACUUGAAGGGUUCAAUGUUAUUGAAGCAUUUGAGCUGAGAAAAUUAUCUAUAGACAGUCUGCCAUCGUUGAAGCAUGUGUGGAGGAAGGAUCCACAAGGAGUUUUCACUUUUCAAAAUUUGAAAUCAGUUGAAGUUGCAAAUUGUGAUGUUCUAAAAAAUCUCUUUCCAGCCUCCGUAGCCGAGGGUCUUUUGCAACUUGAAAAGCUUUCAAUAAUAGAAUGUGGGGUUGAGGAGAUUGUUGCAAAGCCAGAAGAUGUGGAACCAGCCCCUUAUUACUGUUUUAAAACUGAGGAGUUUCUACCCAGGGACACAGAUUUCUGA
Molecule: messenger RNA, 3762 nt
Organism: Hevea brasiliensis (rubber tree)
Lineage: Eukaryota; Viridiplantae; Streptophyta; Magnoliopsida; Malpighiales; Euphorbiaceae
Product: disease resistance protein At4g27190-like
Exons: 4
Coding region: 1-3762 (1253 amino acids)
Molecular function (GO): ADP binding; ATP hydrolysis activity
Source: RefSeq, a predicted model, not a curated record